Serinus canaria (Common canary) is the source of this 647-nucleotide messenger RNA. RefSeq names its product electron transfer flavoprotein regulatory factor 1 (gene ETFRF1). The coding region runs from base 325 to 585 and encodes 86 amino acids. Gene Ontology annotation, biological process: respiratory electron transport chain. Gene Ontology annotation, cellular component: mitochondrion. The record is from RefSeq and is a predicted model, not a curated record. Lineage: Eukaryota; Metazoa; Chordata; Aves; Passeriformes; Fringillidae. The transcript has 3 exons.
UCCCGGCCCGGCCUCGGCGGGAUUCCCGGGGAACCGGGCACGGCUCCGGGGGGAGCGGGGCUGCAGCCAGAGCCAGGGGGAGGCGGCGGCCCGAGGAGGCCCCGCCGCGGGAGCUGGAUUGGAUUCCAGUCGCUUGUGAUUUGGAUUUGGCUGCCCCGUCCCUGGCAGCGUCCGAGGCCGGGCUGGACGGGGCUCUGAGCAAGCUGGGACCGUGGAAGGUGUCCCUGCCCACGGCCGGGGGUGGGGACGAGAUGAUCUUUAAGGUAACAAAACCCCAACAAACCAAAAAAAUCACACAAGGACACAGAUCACUGAAAUGUGAGAAUGGCCAAUUCUUUAAGAAGUGAAGUGAUAAAACUGUACAAAAAUCUGCUGUACCUUGGAAGGGAGUAUCCCAAAGGAGCAGACUACUUCAGAAGCCGCUUGAAAGCAGCUUUUCUAAAGAACAAAGAUGAGACAGACCCUGAAAAAAUUAAGCAGCUGAUUGCCCGCGGAGAGUUUGUUAUAAAGGAGCUGGAGGCUUUGUACUUCCUGAGGAAAUACCGAGCCAUGAAGCAGCGCUACUACAGCGACGACAAACCCUGACUGUGCCUGUAAGCACACACACCCAGGAAAGGUAACAAUAAAAGAGCUCUAACUGCAAAGAA